Molecule: messenger RNA, 342 nt
Organism: Linum trigynum
Lineage: Eukaryota; Viridiplantae; Streptophyta; Magnoliopsida; Malpighiales; Linaceae
Source: the annotation of a GenBank genome assembly
AUGGCUGUAACAACGCAUUAUAUUGACAAUUCCUGGAGUUUGAGGAGUCAUAUGCUCAGGUUCAUCUAUGUUUCUGCUCCUCAUUCUAGUGAUAGACUUGCAUCUGUCUUAGUCAAUUGCAUGCUUGAUUGGAAUACUGACUCAAAGAGUGAAGACUGGUGUUGGCGCUCCGUUCCUGCUGAAGAGUGGAGCUGGGUUGUUGUUGCUGCAUUUCUGAAGGAUGAUACUGCUGGUGAAGAGGGAAGUAAUGAGCUGCAGAAGACUGUUGCUGCUGGUGUUCUUUUGUUUGCAUUUGAUUUGCUUUUGUUUACCAACUUAGUCGUGAUUGGGAUUGGAUGUUAG